GGCCCCGGCCCCGUUACUUGCCGUGGCUCCUCCUCUCGUCGCUUGGUUGCAGCGCCGCUUCCGUCCGUCGGGGCCGUCAUGGCGGCAGCCGCCUUCUCCUCGUCCUCCUCCGUGCUGCGCCCGGGCUUGGCGCCUCUGAGGCGAUGGCGAGCCCUCUCGCUACCGGCUCCACGGGCCGCUUGUAGCACCAGCAGCUCCCCUCGCAGCGCUGCCAGUGAUGAAGCAACCAUUAUCUCAGGGACAAAACUUGCUAAACAAGUAUUGAAAGAAGUUCAAAGGGAUGUAGAAUCAUGGAUGUCCCUUGGUAACAAGAGACCACAUCUCACUGUCAUAUUAGUAGGAGACAAUCCAGCUAGUCAUAUUUAUGUCAGAAACAAGAUAAAAGCAGCAGCAGCUGUAGGCAUUUCGAGUGAGAUCAUACUGAGGCCUAAAGAUAUUUCUCAGGAAGAACUCCUAGAUAUGACUGCAAAACUCAACAAGGAUCCAACAGUUAGUGGUUUAUUAGUUCAGCUACCUCUCCCAGGUCACAUAGAUGAACGAGCCAUCUGUAACGCCAUCGCUCCUGAAAAGGAUGUGGAUGGAUUUCACAUCAUGAAUGUCGGGCGUCUGUGUCUGGAUCAGCCUUCUGUAAUCCCUGCCACUGCUGCUGCUGUCUGGGAGAUCAUCAAACGCACAGGAAUACAGACAUUUGGAAAAAAUGUUGUUGUAGCUGGAAGAUCUAAGAAUGUUGGAAUGCCUAUUUCAAUGCUUUUACAUACUGAUGGAGAGCAUGAAAGGCCUGGAGGUGAUGCUACAGUGACCAUUACUCACAGAUACACACCCAAAGAGCAGCUCAAGAUCCAUACCCAACUCGCUGACAUUGUUAUAGUAGCUGCAGGUAUCCCAAAGUUGAUUACAACUGAUAUGGUCAAAGAAGGUGCAGCUGUGAUUGAUGUAGGCAUCAACCAUAUCCACGAUCCUCUUACAGGAAAGACCAAAUUAGUUGGGGAUGUGGACUUUGAAGCAAUGGGGGCACUGAGUGAAGAGUCAGCUGUUACUGUGUCAUCCCUCAGCGCGGACUUAUGGAAUAACUGGACAAAAAACAACACUGAAGUAGACUACACAGAGCAGCCAAAGCUCUUGAAGCUCAUGCAGACCUGUCUGGAAGAACACCACAGCUAUUGUAUCAAUGGGCUCUGCGCCUUCCACAGUGAGCUGAGGAAACCCAUAUGCAAGUGCCUUGCAGGCUAUAAUGGAGAGAGGUGUGAGCAUUUAACACUGAAUUCCUACGCACAUAACUCUUACGAGCGCUACAUUGCUGUGGGGAUUGGUGUGGGAAUUCUGACAAGUGGGAUACUUGCUAUCAUCUACUGCUACGUCAGAAAGAGAUGCAGGAAAUUGAAAUCACCUUACAAAGUCUGCAUGGGCGAGACAGCGUUGUGAAGGUCUGGCGUUGGAACACUCACCAAUUUGCCUGUAAAGGAGAAGAAGCUCUGCUGGGAAGGCCACCCCGUGCCACCUGGCAGGGCCCCCAGCCUGGCUGAGGAGAUGGGAUGAAGGGAAUGGCAGAGCGAGUACGUAAAAGGGACUCCUGCAGGACUGAUGGGCUCUGCUCACUUGUGAAGAAAGACUUCUUCCUUUUAGUAAAGGUUGCUCCAUGCACAGCUCCAGAAGCUGAGGAUACUUGCAGCCCUCUCAACACUCUCCUGUGGUUGGUACUUGCUGAGGGGAGGACUGGUUGGUUUCGGCUGCUUUCAGUCAUUUCAAGCCCUAGUACAGUGUUGUCUCUUUUGUUUUGAUUUUUUUCUUCUUUGUUUUUCUCCUCUGGAGGAAAAGCACAACCUGUCUCACAGUGGAGUUGUGCUCUGAACAUCAUGUGCUGAUAAGAAACCAUUUGGGUUCUGAUUUCAGUGUCUGCUGCCUUGUGUGUGGGCAAACAGCCCUCUUCCAGCACAGCAGUUAUCUCCAGUGUGCCAAACAAUGUACAGACUUCUCUUGCCAUAAAGGACAAAACCAUAAAGUGCUCUGGACUGAGGAAAAUGGAUGGUUCUCAAAAGCUCACUUAAACUUAGCAAUAGGGAGGAAGCAAUUCCUGGAAAAUUAGAUCAUGACACCUCUAGGCAUGGCAAGUUCUUACUGUUUUCAUAAGCAAAGGAAUCGAACCUCCUCCAGUAGAUGGAUUGUUGGGUGUGCUCAUGACAAAGAACUCUGCCCUGACUGACAUCCUACAGCAGCUCCUCAGAUGCCUGGAACGUCAGGCAGAGCACCACCUCUUGCUGCACUGUGAUUUCAGCACAAGACCUCAUUUGCUAGAGAAGGUGGAAUUUUGUUAUGUAACUUGAGCAUACCUUUGGCCAGGAAGCAGGCUGUUCUCUUCUCACAUUGUGUGCACAGUGUCACCACUCAAGUAAGAAAGCAAUGAUCACAGGGAUUUAUUUCCAUCCUGGAAAAAAAAAAUUACAUUCCAGAUGCUUGUUUUUUCUUCAUCUUGUCUACCAAGAAUUGCAAAGGUAAAAAGGUUUUGUUCAAGGAAAAGGAAAGAAAAUUCAUUAUCAAGUUGUUAGGACUAACUGUGACUUCCCUCUGACAGUUGGAGUCUUUGCCAGUGCUGAUGAGACUGGAGAUGGCUCUAGGAGUUCUUCAUUUCAGCUCUUGCACGUUGUAGAUGCAUCUGCUCUGCUUAGCCAUCUGUGAGAAAAGGGCAGUCAGGUACUUGGCAGUUUUAUGGAGCGAUACAGGCUCCUAAAUCUAGGUGUCCUGCUGCAAAGUUCCAUUUCUUUGUUAAUGUGAGUUAUUUUCACAACUGGAUGCUUGUUGUUUGUUGAAAACACCCUGUGUAUUUGUGAGACCACAAUGAUAAUGCUGGAAUGUGUAUGAAAAACUGGAUUUGGAAAGGGUAAUGUACAUUUGGCACUCGAGUGGUCUGAAGUUUAGUGGGCUUCUCACACAGGGGGAUCCUGGUCAGUAGCUGAGUCAUCUCGACUCCCCUUUUGAUACCAAUAAAUAAAACAUGUCACACACUGGCUGGAGUCCCUGUGCAACAGAUUGGAGCAAGAAGCAUGUGUACACACAAGA
Calypte anna (Anna's hummingbird) is the source of this 3054-nucleotide messenger RNA. RefSeq names its product methylenetetrahydrofolate dehydrogenase (NADP+ dependent) 2 like (gene MTHFD2L). Gene Ontology annotation, biological process: tetrahydrofolate interconversion. The coding region runs from base 79 to 1422 and encodes 447 amino acids. Gene Ontology annotation, molecular function: methylenetetrahydrofolate dehydrogenase (NADP+) activity; methylenetetrahydrofolate dehydrogenase (NAD+) activity; methenyltetrahydrofolate cyclohydrolase activity. Gene Ontology annotation, cellular component: mitochondrion. Lineage: Eukaryota; Metazoa; Chordata; Aves; Apodiformes; Trochilidae. The record is from RefSeq and is a predicted model, not a curated record. The transcript has 11 exons.